Messenger RNA from Pseudo-nitzschia multistriata, 3808 nucleotides. The record is from the annotation of a GenBank genome assembly. NCBI's taxonomy places the organism in Eukaryota, Bacillariophyta, Bacillariophyceae, Bacillariales, Bacillariaceae.
GAAUACCCUGGCAGCUCUACUUUCACUUGGUGAAAACAUUAUUUUUUUAUUAAUUUUUGCACACGACUAUACUCAUCAUGAGUUCAGCGAGCAACGAAGCUUCCUCGGGAGUGAAUCAAAGAGAGACAUUUAGUGGACCCGAAGGAGUCGACGGGAAGGAAAAUAAUUUCGGAUGCAGCACACUUCGUCAUCCAUCAGGGAAAGUAGGUGAUCAUGUUCCCAUUGAAAUUGGGCCUCGCAACAAUGUUGGGAUCCCCUCUCCUUCAGCCUUGAAAGAUAACAACAACAAAAACAAAAUUUUAAAACAAAGCAAAAAACUCGUCGGUUUUAUAGGGGGAUCAAUCAUGACGGCAUUGAAUAACCAAGGAGCGUUUGUCUCCAAGAARAGUUUCGAUUCAGAAAAAAAUGGAGAUUUGGCGACUGAUGGUAUUCUCUCAAAUGACGAAGAUUUGGAAGCAGGUCUAUCCAUWAAGUCCAAUGAAAUGCCAGUUCAAAAUGAGAAAGCAACAUCGAUCAGCAACAAAGAACAAGUAUCGGAUGGAAACCUUGGAGCUAGUCGCCAAAUAGAAGCACAGUCGCCAGUUUUGCAACCAAAACACAAGUAUUGGGAGACAUUGUUAAUAUCUUCGGAACAAAAAGACAUUCGUGAAAAAAACGAUUACAAGCAGGAAAACGACGAAUCUCGGUYUCCUCUGUCUCARGUGCCCAUAUCACAAACAAUUUCGACACAUUUGACUCCCCAGAAAAAGAAGAGUAAGAUUGUCAACGAAAUAUACGAAGAUAAGGGAUCUCCUGAAAGCGUUGAGGAGAGCAUUGUCGAAAGUGUUGUGGAGAGCCUACUUUCAAUUCCUGGUGACUAUUCACCAGGAGGUUCGACUUUAAGCGUCAAGCCUACUCCCAGAGUCACCAGAUUCRCGAAUAGGGGGAACCACUCUCCAGAAUCCUUGCUGUGCAACAUGAUUUCAACGGCUACUACUUUAGAAACCCCUCAAGUUUACAAGUCUGGAUUGGGUCGUAUUGAACACCAAAAUAACUCUGYUGAACAAGCUUGUAAUUCACCAGAAUCAUUUAUGCGCAAUCCAGCAGGAAACAUAUUUAAAACACCUCUGACCAACAAGUCUUCAAUACUAUCCAUCCCAAACCAAGACGAAUCCGUWAUUGAAGAUAURUAYAUAGAGAAAUCAUCUCCGCAAAGUCUGCUUUCUAUCCCCGAGAAUGCUGUCCAAGAAAAUACAAUACCCAUGAAGGAGCAUUCGCGAGAAGAAAAUUCUCCAGGAUCCUUGAUGUAUAACAUGAUUUCGUCAGCCACCAAACUCGAGACGAUUCCGGUAUCAAAGAAAGGAGAGGAUGUUGCUUUUAUGGAUAGUACUCCCAAUGAAUCAACUAGCAUGAUGUCAUCCACAACGACGGCACAGACUACGGUACUCGAUCGGAAUAUUCAAAAUGGUUCUGAUUGUACUCUGGGGAACGCUGGCACGACAGUUCCUGAGAGUGGUGCUUCGGARACAAUUGUUCGCGUCAACAAUGUUGGCGAAUCACUAGACGACACUCCAGUGAAGAGCAAUAAAAGUCAAAUUUUUAGGUCGCUUAAGUCAAACGAUUCGCUUGAAAGCGAUUGUGAACAAAGUGAGGAUGGGUCUAUCUACACUUCGAUAUCCAACCAAUCGCUUGUUCGAUCAAAUGCACCAUUAGAAUGGAUUGGUCCAGAUGCAUCGUACAGAGUAUCAAUGCCUCCUCCAUCCAUCGGUAUGGAUAAGAGUACAUCUGGGGUUSUAGAUGAGCCUUUGCAAUCCACGAAGCCUUACAUGAAAUUAGCAGAAACAGGACAGCCUUCUAUCUCGGAGCACAAAAUUAAACCAAAAACGAAGUCGACGAAACUAUCCAAUGGUUGGAUWCGAAGCUCAUCGCCAACCUCUCUGCCGAGUAUUCUAGGAACUGCUUCUCUCAAUGAGAUCAGUGAUUUGGAGUCGCCAAAUAUAAUCAUGCCACAUUUAAACUUCAAAUUCUCCGACGAAGAAUCUACCAUUCAUUCUCAAUCAAUUCACGAUGGUUGUGAUAUUCAAUCUGUCCCUGGAAACGAUAAGUAUCAACGAGUGUUAUCUCCCCAGUCCCUCAUGACAGUAGACACACCAGCAGGAGGAUGUCCAUCAGAUGAUCGACAUUACCUUGUCGAAAAAUCUCUGAAUGGUACCACUAACAUUCCUCAACUUGAGGCUUCCACGGCUGCAGCUUUAGCUGCUGGUUCGACUAUGACCAGCAAAGGCARUGGUUCUCCGCACUCGACCAUUACUAAAGAAUCAUUUGAGCGAGGAUUUGUUGAAAAAUCRAARUCGUCGAAAUGGCUCAUGGUGUGCAUUGCAUUGGGAAUGUUGGUGGCUAUUGGAGGAGGGAUCACCGUCCUUGUUGUGUCGUUUAGUGAUGAAACAAAACAGGCGGAACCAGAUCGGCAGCCAAAUGUUGAUGAAGACUGGAAAGGGGGCGGUAUCGACGUGUACGACCUUCGACRUCAAACCGAUGCUCCGAGUGGUGUAUCAUCGUUCUCGUCGUCUUUGAGAUCGUCUUUGGAUCUUMCUGAUUUUAACAGCACGGACAUCUAUGAUCCCGUCGAUUUUAACAGCUCAUACACGUACGAUCCAACGUCAUAUCCAAUUUUUAACGUAACAUCGGAAGCAAUUCAGGACGAAAACCCAUCCCCAAAGCCAACWACAACUUCCAUUAAGACUAAAGCCCCUUCGUCGAGGCCAGCACCUUUGCCUAAACUGACUCAUGCUCCAUCGUCAAAACCAAUAGUUGAGCCGAAGAUGGACGUUGUACAGUCUUCAACAACUGAUAGCCCUCUGCUUCAGUCCGAGYCCACAUCAAAGCCAGUACAAGCAUACGAGCCGUCAAUGAAACCAACAUUUAGACCUACGAUUUUAACAACUAAUGCCAACCAAUCUUCAAAACCAACAUCGACACCAACAUCGACAACAACAUCGAAACCGACGACGAAGCCGACAACGAAGCCCACAACGAAGCCUGCAUUGGAACCAACAUCGAAACCGACGACGAAGCCGACAACGAAGCCUGCAUUGGAACCAACAUCGAAACCUGUAUCAUUGCCGUUACCAACGUUCACGAACGAAAAACUUCAAGAACUGACUUGGGAUCGAACAAUCAAAGGUGAGGACAUUUGGAGAGAGCCUGAAGGAGAAUCAUCAACAACUCCAUCGUGGUAUUUUGCCGCUGAUGAUACUCCUGGAAUUCACAUUAAAAUAGUCAACGCCGCAAGAGGCGAUCGUCUGUUAAAUCAGCUCAAAAUAGCAGUCGAUGACUACGGCAAAAGCCAUGCUGUGUCAUCCCUGGAGCUGACGACGGUCGACUACGAAUUCUUGUGCCCACCUCCCGAGAUAGGUCAAAUUAAAGUGUGCAGCGGAGACUUUGGCAAUGAGUGGAUUGGAUCGACCAUAUUUUUUAUGAGGGGAGAAUACGUUGUCAGUGCUCUGAUUCGCAUCAAUGAGCAUGCCUCAACGCCUGCAGGUGAUGCGCUUUUGCAGUACUCGCUCUGUCACCAGCUUGGACAUGCCCUUGGAAUAGGGCACAAUAAUGGCGGCAUAAUCUCAGAAUCGUGCAUGAAAGAUUUUGGUGAAGAUGUUACUGUCGAUGGUAAUGACAUCCAGAAGAAUACAAAACUCCAGCAUCCAAACUGGGGUGAUCUGAAARCUUUGGUAAAUCUUUAUGGUCUUGCGGGAACCAAGAAACUCCAAGAUGGAAGAGGCAUUGCUCGAUAAUGAUGAUUAUGAUGYUAGAAUAACAGUAUCUGUCGUCU